GUACGUCAAAAUAUAUAUAAUAACUUUCAUACUAACUAUACAAUAAUAUAUAAUAUUCAAUUUAGAAUAGGUACGUCCAUAUGCGCUGAUAUCUAAAAUUUGGCACAAUCAAUCCAAAAAAAGAGGAAUUUUGCCUGCUCUAUCAGAAUUGACAAAUUUCCAUGGAAAGAAGAAAAAGGACAUUCAGAAUGGGGAUGAUGGAAAAAAGAUUUCAGAAACAUCUGAAGAGGAAAUGGAUAUUUCUGAUCACACGUCAACAGAAAAUAGUACAACAGACACAGGGGAAACAGGUUCAUCAUGUGAUGAUGUUAACAAGAUCAGUAGGAAACAGAGAACCUUUGCUAAGAUGUCUGUUAGAAGGGAUAAAAAGAAGGAUCAAGAAAAGAGAGAAAAACUAGAUAAAAAUAUUAUUUCAAUGGAUGAUUUUCUCAAUAAGCAUGGAGAGUUCUCUACAUGGAUAGAAGAAGAGAAACAUAAAUGUACAAAGAAUAUGACAUCUCCAAAGUUAAAGGCAUACUUCAAAGAUUUUAUGAAGUUGUGGAACAAGAGAAAGUUGCCUGGGAAAUAUUACAGAGGUUCAACAGACUCAGAGAGUCCAUGUCCUACUUAUAUUGCCAGAGGAUUUAGUUUUGAUGAGGAAGUGGUCUUUGAUUCCAGAAAACAACUCUGUAGACCAAAAAAGAGACUUUCAAUUGAGACACACAAUACCCUUGAUUCACCAUUUUCCACAUUUGGGAAAACCCCACCAAAACGGUUACCUGCAAUGACAAGUCUACAGAAACUGGAAACUCAUCAUGAACUUGAAACACAGAGAGGAUAUGCUUCUUUGAACAGUCCAGCAGAAGAAAUCAAGGAACAGAUUCUGAGUCAAUAUCAGGUACCAGUAAAACAGAGCAGGAUUGAUUCUGACCAGGAAAGUAACAAGGAAAACGCACAUAGUGUUGUUGAGCCUUAUUAUGUGACACCCUAUUCAUGGGCUAGUGGAGGAGAAAGGAAAGAUACAGAGACGUCUUCAGAUCAUUUCUCAUCAUCAUCAAGUCUAAGCAGUCAAAGUGACGUCUUUCCUGUGUAUGCCCAAAUUGUGAAACAGAAUAAGAUACCAGUUGUAAAGAAGUCAGAGAUAUCUAUUCCUAGUCAAAACUCCCCACCUCCUAUACCUCCACCGCCAAAACUAUGUGGGGAUUAUUUUGAAACCGAGAACUUUAGUUUAGAUGAUGUCCACUAUAAAUCUGUGGACAUGGACUCAACCGACUUUCCACCACCCCCACCACCUCCAAUGGAUCAGUCCAGUGAUGAUUCACAGUUAAAUGCAACCUUGCCUCCUCCUCCUCCUUCUGUCUAUCAGUCUGGAGAAGAUUCUUUUAUAAAUGAGACUUUACCAUCACCUCCGGGAUAUGCUGAAAUUGGAUGCCUUGAUGACGACCCUGAUCCACCAGCUGAAGGAGAAUGGAAGCCUCCGUCUGCAGCAAAAGUUUAUAGCCCAAGAAAGUUUAAACUUACAAAAUCUACGUCAAAAGAGAGGAUAUACUCAGAAAUUCCUCCCCCUGUGGCCCCUAAACCAAAACGGAAAAUGUUUUUUGAUUCCUUGUAUAAGUCAGAGGAAGAUAUGUAUGUUGCAAUGAACAGUAAUCCCGUACAAAUUGAGAAAGAUAAUAAUGGGCCACCUGUACUAUACUCAGAUUAUGCAGUACCAGCUGAUGUCAUAGCAAGCGACAGCAACAGGGAACCAGAUAAUGCUAUAAAUAGACAAACCAAUGAAAUAGGGGAAGACAGUGAGGGUACGUGUGAAAUACCCCAAAAAAAUAGUGCCUCUGUGGAUAGUGAAGAUAAUUUUGGAGUAAGAUCAAGUCUUUUUCAAAAAGGUCAGAUUGAACAAAGUGAGAAAACUGAACCAUUUAUAUUCAGAACAUCAGGUAAAGGGUGCUCAGAUGUGCUCGGUGGGUGUACAGAUACUAGUGCAAUAAAUGACACAGUUAACAGCUCUGAUCUUGUAAACUGUAAUGUAAAUCAAAUUAAAGACGAAACUCAUAACAGUGUUCCAGAACUGUUUACAAAUGAGAAUCAUUCUGGAAAAUAUACCACAGAUAAAAUUGAUGUCAGAAUCAGCUCAAAAGUUAAUCCUAGUCAAAAUGUGCUUGAAACUGACAUUGACACAGUUAAUCCACCAGAAGAAAUAAAGAAGUCACUGACUCGUUCAAAGUCAUCUGAGACAAUCAUUUGGUGAAAUGUUGAGAUUUUCCUGUCAAAUUUAGAAACUUUUUUAGUUAAUUUUUUUGUUAUAUAUUUCAGAAAAGUGUAGUUGAUGUCUUUUAAUUUUUGCCAUACAAAAUCAACUUAGCUUACACAACAACAUCUAACAUGUCUAAAAGAAUACAUGUCAGUGUUUUCAUAUAGUCAAUGAUAAAAUGUAUACCUCUUAGUAUCCAA
This is a messenger RNA of Mytilus trossulus (common blue mussel), 2427 nucleotides long. RefSeq lists its product as uncharacterized. NCBI's taxonomy places the organism in Eukaryota, Metazoa, Mollusca, Bivalvia, Mytilida, Mytilidae. The record is from RefSeq and is a predicted model, not a curated record. The transcript has 9 exons. Bases 233 to 2224 code for a protein of 663 amino acids.